CACCACUUCACCCAUCUCUCUCACUUCAACUCCUCCUCCUCUCCGACACAAUGCCGGCCCCAAGUUUUGGCCGACACUCAAUCGAGCGGAGCCCGAGCUUUCGAGACGUCGAAAAGAGGCGAAAUGCUGCACAAGGGAAGUGCUCUCUUUCAAGGCAUUUACAGAGAGUUUAUCCCCUUAGUAUACACAAGAGCUCUUCAAGUCUCACCCUCUCUUCUUUGUCACUCUCUCAGAAUUCAAAUGAUUCUUCCCUCAAUAGCUCUGUUUCUAGCUUGGAUCGGAGGAUAAAUGCGGUGUCAUUUCGGGGCAUGUUUCGGUGUUUUGAGAGGAGGGAGUUUGGAAAUUAUGGGAGAGAGUUCGAGUCGGGAGAUGACGGAGGAUAUUUAGAUUAUGAUGAUGAUGUUGUUGUUGUUGAGGAGGUCAGGUGUGUAGGAGAGGAUGGGAGUUUGAAGAGGUGCAAUUGGAUUACCAAAACUAGUGAUGAAGUUUAUGUUUCUUUCCAUGAUAAGUGUUGGGGAGUCCCAGUUUUCAACGACAGUCGUCUCUUUGAGCUGCUCGCUUUAUCCGGAAUGCUCAUCGAUCACAAUUGGACCGAGAUUCUAAAAAGAAGAGAGCAAUACAGGGAAGUUUUUGCAAAUUUUGAUCAUCACGUUGUAGCCAAGAUGGAUGAAAAGGACAUAAUGGAGAUAAGUUCCAACAAGGAGCUCAUUUUAGCUGAGAGCAGAGUGAGGUGCGUAGUUGACAACGCCAAGUGCAUACAAAAGGUUGCAAAGGAAUUUGGAUCCUUUAGCGGGUACAUAUGGGCCCACGUAAACCACAGGCCGAUGAUCAACAAGCACAAGCACCCAAGAAGCAUCCCUCUGAGGACCCCCAAGUCCGAAGCCAUCAGCAAAGAUCUCGUCAGGAGAGGAUUCCGACUAGUCGGACCGGUCAUCGUCUACUCUUUUAUGCAAGCAGCCGGUAUGGCCAUCGACCAUCUUGCCGACUGUUUCCGGUUUCACGAGUGCGUCAGGCUCGCUCAGAGGUCAUGGGGCAUGACUAAUGUAGCCAUGUAGUUAAUUUCCUGCAUUAAUUUUUUUGCGUAUGGGUUGCCGUUAAAUUAUGUAAUGAGUAAUGAAGAAGAAAUUUGUUCAUUUAA
Messenger RNA from Asparagus officinalis (garden asparagus), 1138 nucleotides. RefSeq names its product DNA-3-methyladenine glycosylase-like. Gene Ontology annotation, molecular function: DNA-3-methyladenine glycosylase activity. Lineage: Eukaryota; Viridiplantae; Streptophyta; Magnoliopsida; Asparagales; Asparagaceae. The coding region runs from base 51 to 1055 and encodes 334 amino acids. Gene Ontology annotation, biological process: base-excision repair. The transcript is spliced from 5 exons. The record is from RefSeq and is a predicted model, not a curated record.